UAUCCACUGAUUAUGGGGCAGCUAUUUCAGUGGUGGUGGGGAAUAGAAGGAGUAAUGUUGACAGGUCAGCAGGCCAUGGCAGGGGAAGGGAAAUUAGAAGUGUAACUGCUAUCUCCCCUUCUGGCUGUCCUCCCAGCUCUUUGACCUAGGAAAGCAAUGAUAACCACACCCACAGAUCAUCGACUUGCUGCUUUGUAAUGCCAGGUCAGUCCAGGAUAAACCUGAAAUUGUUCUGACUGGGACCAGCUCCUGAAUGACUCAGCAGUUCCUUGGGUCACCUGCUCAACUUUGGGCUUUAUAGAAACGCUGCUUGUGACUUCAGGUUAAAUCCAGCCCAGCAGAGGAGAGGGAGAGUCCAUCCACUUCCCACCGAGUGCUGCCUGGGGUGAGAGACCAGGAUAUUCCACAAUAUUACUCCAGCGGGAAUCUGUUUUUCCUGUGUUGUACUUGACAGAAUCAAAGACUGCUUGCAAGAUGGCUGGAAAACCCAAACUGCACUACACCUGUGGGAGAGGGAAAAUGGAAUCCAUCCGCUGGCUACUUGCAGCAGCUGGAGUGGAGUUUGAGGAACAAUUUAUAGAAACAAAAGAAGACUUGGAAAAAUUACGUAAUGAUGGAGUCCUACUCUUCCAGCAAGUCCCCUUGGUGGAAAUUGAUGGCAUGAAGAUGGUGCAGACACGAGCUAUCCUCAGCUACAUUGCAGCAAAGCACAAUCUCUACGGGAGAGAUCUGAAAGAGAGAGCAUUGAUUGACAUGUAUGUGGAAGGAACCACUGAUCUGAUGGGGUCGAUUAUGGUUCUCCCUCUCCAGCCACCUGACAACAAAGAAAAGCAAUUGGCCCUAGUAAUUGAGAGAGCCACAACCAGAUACUUUCCAGUGUAUGAAAAGGUCUUAAAAGACCACGGACAAGAUUUCCUUGUUGGUAAACAGUUUAGUUGUGCAGAUGUACACCUGCUUGAAGCUAUUCUAAUGACAGAGGAGCUGAAGCCAGAUAUUCUCUCCAAAUUCCCACUGCUGCAGGCCUUCAAAACAAGAAUCAGCAACAUUCCUACCAUUAAGAAAUUCUUGCAGCCUGGCAGCCAGAGAAAACCCAUACCAGAUGAGAAGUAUAUCGCAAAGGUCCGGAAAAUCUUCAGCAUAUGAAAGCAGCAACUGUGAAGAUCAUUGUCUCAGAUCCACGCUACUUGUCUACGUACACUACCCACUAUAUAGCUCACGUUAUGUGAAAGAUUAGUUCAUAAGAUAGUGUUUCCUCUUAGGUUUCAUAGUUCCUAAAACUGUUCUGGAAAGUGUUAACAAAUGCUCGUUAUCCAAAUAAGUAGUUUACCUAACCACUCUCUUGUAAAAGCACCAGUACUUUGAAAACUCACUUCACAUAAGCAGCAUCAAGAGUGUGGUAGACUCUGUCUCAAAAGGCUUAGCCUAAACAACAAAUAUUUAUAUACUGCUUUUCAACAAAAGUUUCCAAAGCAUUUUUCACAGAGAAAUAAUAAACAAGAUCUCUGCCUCCAAAGGGCUCACAGUCUAAAAAGAAACAUGAGACAGACACCAGCAAGAGUCACUGGAGGGAUGCUGUGCUGGGGGUGGAUAGGGCCAGUUGCUCUCCCCCUGCUAAAUAAAGAGAAUCGUUUAAAAGGUACCUCUUAGCCCAGUUAUAGCAGGGCUAACUGAAUAAACGACAUGGCAUUAGUAAAGCUUAAAUGGUUAAGAGAAAGUUACCACUAACUAUUCCUUGCUUGUGGUUUCUUUAACGCCAAACACAUAAUCGUUAUUGUGUAGUAAUUCAGUCAUUAACAAAAUGAUAUGCUUUAAUUAAAUACAUUUCUCUCUC
Messenger RNA from Hemicordylus capensis (graceful crag lizard), 1831 nucleotides. Its product is annotated as glutathione S-transferase-like. The record is from RefSeq and is a predicted model, not a curated record. The transcript is spliced from 7 exons. Gene Ontology annotation, biological process: glutathione metabolic process; xenobiotic metabolic process. Gene Ontology annotation, molecular function: glutathione transferase activity. NCBI's taxonomy places the organism in Eukaryota, Metazoa, Chordata, Lepidosauria, Squamata, Cordylidae. Bases 475 to 1143 code for a protein of 222 amino acids.